This is a messenger RNA of Cheilinus undulatus (humphead wrasse), 3625 nucleotides long. It is a transcript of the gene slc30a9, whose product is annotated as solute carrier family 30 member 9. Gene Ontology annotation, biological process: positive regulation of transcription by RNA polymerase II; zinc ion transport; transmembrane transport. Gene Ontology annotation, molecular function: monoatomic cation transmembrane transporter activity. The record is from RefSeq and is a predicted model, not a curated record. Gene Ontology annotation, cellular component: nucleus; membrane. The transcript is spliced from 18 exons. Lineage: Eukaryota; Metazoa; Chordata; Actinopteri; Labriformes; Labridae. The coding region runs from base 858 to 2564 and encodes 568 amino acids.
GUAGGUUUAACAUUACAAGACUUUAGAGAUUGAAAUUGAAAGUUUUUGCUCUAGUGUUAUAAAUUAGUAGGAAAAAUCAAAAUAUAAAAAAGUACAUUAUUAAGUAUGUAGAAAUUCUCUAAUUGAUAAUAAUAAUAAUAGCAUUAUUUGUAUAUCCCCUUUAAGAACAGAUGUUUUCAAAGCGCUUUGACCAUAAGCAGAAUAACAAAUAAUUCAGAGCAUCAUAACACAAACAAAAGAACACAAGAAAGACAAAACCCCAGCAAUAGAACAUCAUCAUAACCUAGCAGACAUAAAAAACGAAGAACGUAUACACUCAAAAAGACUUCAUAAACAAGAAGAGAAAUAUAAAAAUUCAGAAUAAAACUAAAGACCUAAUAUUUUUUAAUGUAAAACAAGAAGUUUUUUGUCCCUUUUACCAUUGGGAACAGUCUUCAUCCGCUGAAUUACUUAAAAAUAUUAUAUCAUAACAUUUCCUUAAUCUCUUGGCUGAAUCACAAUACCCCUUUCUUAUUUAUAUUAUAUUUAAUUUAUUCUAUAAAGUAUGUCAUAAUGUGUGUUUCUCAGUGAAACAGCAGAGGCUACUACAGAAUGACCUUGUUUGAACAUCAGCUCUAAGAAUAUCGCGAUAAAUUCGACAUAAAAGUCAAACCUGCCACACUCUCGCGAGAAAGCGUCGGACGUCACUUCUGUGUCAUAGGUCACGUGUGUGUGUUUGUAGCACCUACAGUACGGUCGUAGCAGCGGUACUGGUAGACUGGUCAUAGAUUCUCGAAAUGGAUACAGAUAAUGCAGAACAAACGUCGCCAUAGAAAGCAACUUCCUUCACUUCAGUACCGAGCCCCGCUACAGCGAGGAUGUUCCCCAGCCUGGCCACCAGACCAUGGCAUGUCUUCUGCAGGGUCUCCUUGCAGCACAAGGCCCCUCUGUCUCAAAGGUCCCCGAGGUUCCCCCAGCUGAGCUACGGCUGGCAGAGUGGAGGUAUCCACAGCCUGUGGUUCAGCUUUCCAGAAUGCCGCGUCACCUCUCUGGGGCUCGGUAAGGUACACUACUACUCUACCUCUGGUAACAGUAAAGAUGAUCCUCCUAAAUCAGCAGCAGCUGAAGCUCCAUCAGCAGAGAAGAUCUUGUCUGCAGCACCAGGGUCAUCACCCAAGAAGCUGACUAAAGCUGAGACAAUUCAAGUAAAAGUUCGGGCAGUCCUUAAGAAAAGGGAAUAUGGAGCCAAGUACACCAAGAACAACUUUAUCACUGCAGUCAGAGCCAUGAAUGAGUUCUGCCUUAAACCAAGUGAUCUGGAGCAGCUCCGAAAAAUCAGAAGGCGCAGCCCCCAUGAUGACACAGAGGCUUUCACUGUGUUUCUGCGGUCUGACGUGGAAGCCAAAGCUCUUGAUGUUUGGGGAAGCCAUGAAGCUCUGGCCCGAGAGAGAAAUCUCAGAAAAGAGGUGGAGAGAGAGUACCAAGAGAAUAUAUUUCGGAGUCAGCAGCUACUGAAGGAAUACAAAGACUUUUGGGGGAACACCAAGCCUCGAUCAGGGAAGAGGACGACUUUUCUACAGGGCCCGGGGAAAGUGGUGAUGGUUGCUAUUUGCAUCAAUGGGCUGAACUUCUUCUUUAAGCUCCUGGCCUGGGUCUACACAGGAUCAGCCAGCAUGUUCUCAGAGGCCAUCCACUCUCUAGCAGACACCUGCAACCAGGCUCUGCUGGCCCUGGGGAUCAGCCAGUCAGUCCGCAACCCUGAUGCUGUGCACCCGUACGGCUUCUCUAACAUGCGCUACAUCGCUUCCCUAAUUAGUGGAGUGGGCAUUUUCAUGAUGGGAGCAGGCCUCUCCUGGUACCAUGGCAUCAUGGGAUUGCUGCACCCUGAGCCCAUUGAAUCUUUGUUAUGGGCCUACUGUAUUUUAGCAGGCUCUCUGGUGUCUGAAGGAGCCACAUUACUUGUAGCUGUCAAUGAGAUAAAGAAAAGCGCCCACCAGCAUGGAUUGUCUUUUUAUGAAUAUGUUAUGCAGAGUCGAGAUCCAAGUACCAACGUGGUGCUGCUGGAAGAUGCUGCUGCUGUUCUAGGAGUCAUCAUGGCUGCUGGCUGCAUGGGGCUCACCUCUCUCACAGGUAACCCGUACUACGACAGUUUAGGUUCUCUGGGUGUCGGCACGCUGUUGGGCACCGUCUCGGCCUUCCUCAUCUACACCAACACGGAGGCUCUGUUGGGACGCUCCAUACAGGCAGAGCGCGUGCAGAAACUAACAGAGUUCCUGGAGAACGACCCCGCUGUCAGGGCCAUCCAUGACGUGAAGGCCACGGACAUGGGACUGAGUAAAGUACGCUUCAAGGCAGAGGUGGACUUUGAUGGGCGAGUGGUGACACGGUCUUACCUGGAAAAACAAGACAUCGACCAAAUCCUCAAUGACAUCCAGCAGGUGAAGACCCCCGAAGAGCUGGAGAACUUCAUGCUGAAGCAUGGGGAGAACAUCAUCGACACCCUGGGGGCCGAGGUGGACCGUCUGGAGAAAGAACUCAAGCAACGUAACCCAGAGGUCCGUCAUGUAGACUUGGAGAUUCUAUAAAACCUUUCUGCUGAGGGGACUUCCUGCUGGAACGAGAAAAGCCUGCAAGAGGAAAAGGUGACGGGAGCGCCGAGCCCGCCUCCACAGUCUGCCUCCCAUCCUAACCGUCACAUAACACACCUCCGUCUCUGCACAAAGCAUCAAGUCUUACUGUAGUUUAGUUCACAGGACUUCGGCCAUGAUUGUGUCGUCUUUGUGUUGCUUGAGCUUCAGUUUCACAUGAAGACUUUAACCUGCCUGAUGUUCAAGAGUGUGUCUCUGACGGCAGACUGUCAUUAGACUCCUUGAAUCACAAACAUGCCUGUGACAGUUUAGUGUGAAGGCUUGAGCUCGCAGUCCUCCUUGAAUGUGUCAGGGGAGAAAAUCAUAACCUCAAGAAACAAAAAUCUCAAUAACAGGACCAGUAUAAUUGUCAGGACUAGUGCUUAAUGUUAAUCUUGAACUACAGUGAUAGAGUUUCCUGUAUUAGUGCAGAGGAAACCAGAGCUACAUGUUCAAAUGAUAUUUAAUGGUCAAUAUUAGACUUGUUUCUUUUGUUUUAAUGUAAAAACGGAGCACUGGAACAGCACGAUGCUGCUGCAGGCUCCUCAAAGAUGAUUAGAUUUUAUUGCUAUUACAUAAAAAGUAAUGUGAUUGUAUUACAGAGUGAGCUAAUGUUUAAUACAGUAGCACUUAAUGAGCAACAAACUCUAGGACGUAUCUUUACACAGGGUCAAAUGCAAGGAGCAAAAACAGCUGUCAGGAAUGGAAAUAUCCUCCAAUAUGUCAUCCUGUGCAAUCUAUGUACAAAAAUAUCAUAAAUAAUCUCCUACUGAUUCUAUUUCUGCUGAAUAUUCUCUGUGUUUUCGUUCUGCAUAUUCAGCUGAAGCAUGGGUCACACCUGCCUGCUAAACAUCUUACUCUGCUUCAGCAGGUAGAGCCGGCAGAGACAUUUCAUCUUACUGGGGAGGAGGAGAGCUGUGGAUUUAUAUUUUUGAAAGUGUUAAUAGUGUAAUAUUUUCCAUUUGGUUAUAACUAUGCUGCCACUGCUGAAGGACUUGGAAUAAAUUUGAAGUAAUUUA